Messenger RNA from Hepatospora eriocheir, 429 nucleotides. NCBI's taxonomy places the organism in Eukaryota, Fungi, Microsporidia, Hepatosporidae. The record is from the annotation of a GenBank genome assembly.
AUGAAACUAUUUGCAAAACAUAGAAUUAAGAAUGAGUUAAAUGAUUUAUCAUUUAAUAUACAUGUUGAACAAAAUGAAUCUGAGUUAUCUUUUAGCUUAAAAUUCAAUAGUUAUUUGUAUAAUAGAAACUAUGAUUUUAUAGUAAAAUAUCCUGAUGAUUAUCCAUUCAAAACACCAAAGGUUUAUAUAAAACAACAUGUAUUUCAUCCGAAUAUUUAUAAUAAUUCAGUCUGUCUCGAAAUCUGUAGAUUGGGGUGGAAACCUUGUUACGAUAUAAAUACAAUAAUAUCUUGCUUAAUUUUGAUUUUUGAAGAACCAAGAUAUGAAAAUGCUUUCAAUAUAGAAGCGGGACAAUUAUUACAAUAUAAAUACGAACAAUUUAUUAAAACUGUUAAAGAAGUUGAUUUAUUGAACGACAAAAAUGAUUAA